This is a messenger RNA of Dunckerocampus dactyliophorus (ringed pipefish), 2221 nucleotides long. It is a transcript of the gene tmc8, whose product is annotated as transmembrane channel-like 8. The record is from RefSeq and is a predicted model, not a curated record. The transcript has 16 exons. The coding region runs from base 152 to 2191 and encodes 679 amino acids. Gene Ontology annotation, molecular function: mechanosensitive monoatomic ion channel activity. Lineage: Eukaryota; Metazoa; Chordata; Actinopteri; Syngnathiformes; Syngnathidae. Gene Ontology annotation, cellular component: plasma membrane.
ACAUCAGACAUCAGCUCAGGAAGCUUUAGUGCGACGCCACCAGGGUUGCGUUUUGACUGAAAUGAGGAAGUGACUUUUUAAGGCUGCCCGGGAGAAUAUUUCAGUUGUUUUACUGUGUUUCUUUGCUCAAGCAGAGUGACAAUGAACACUCAUGCCAGCUUCACCAGACUCUUAUCAGAUUUUUCCUGCAGAAGAAAGCGGUUGCUCCAACCUCACAUUGGAUUGCGGUGAGUAUCAUCAGACAGAGAUAUCAGAGCAUGCUGCUUCAGAGGCGGAUGAGAGGCUUGAGCAUGGUCACCCGUCCAGAGGACCCUGCAGAGACAAGAUGUCUAACCAGCCACUCAGGGAUCUGACCUUGUGUAUUCAGGGAAAAAGAGAUGCCAGGAACGCCAGGAAGAUUCAAACUGGUAACAUAAGUUCUUGGGCGUCCUGGAGGCGGAGCCAGAGCAUCACCAACAAGAGGGUCUGUUCUAAGUUGGGAAGAGCUAUUUCAGGCAUGUUGCCAUGGCAACACACAUUGCACAUCAUCAAAGGGCGCUUUGGUGUGGGUGUGAAUGCAUAUUUCGUGUUCCUCAGAUAUCUAGUUUACUUGAAUCUAAUCCACUGUGCUCUUCUAUGGGUUUUCAUUCUGGGGCCCGCCGUGUUUUACAGUGGAGGCAGCGACAAAGAAGCACUGAGAUUUGGAGGCAACGACUCUAUUUUGGAUUUCUUUCUGGGAUCGGGCUACCUGGAUCGAUCUCCAGUCUUCUAUGGUUUCUACACACGUGGGUCACUGAAUUUUCCCUGUUUGAAUACGCCCCUACUGUACCUUACGGGAAUCCUUGCUGUUCUCCUCCUCAGUCUCAUAAUGGAGGUGCGGAGAACAACAUUAGGCUACAAGCACACAUGGAUGCUGGGAAAGCGUUCCAGAAUGAACGUCAGCUAUAAGAUUUUCUGCGGCUGGGACUUCACCAUCCAGGAAGCUGACGCAGCAACGCUGAAAAGCAACUUCAUCAGGAACGAUCUUAAGCUACAUUUGGAGGAGCAGCGUUUCUUUCUGCACGAGGCGCGAAGGACAGUCGGACAGCGGGUGCGUCUGUACCUGCUCCGCUUCACCCUCAAUCUCCUCGUUGUUUCGCUGCUGGGUGGAGCCUUCUACCUCAUCUACUUUGCCACAAAAACAUCGCAGUCUUUGGGGACGGCGGACAGUACUCAUUGGCUAGUCAGCCUCCUCCUCCAGUAUCUCCCGCCCAUCACCAUCACCUUUGUCAACCUUUUCCUCCCUCACGUCUUCCGAAAGAUCUCCAGUUUUGAAGACUACUCUUUUACAGUGCAGGUCAAUACCACACUCGUGAGGAGCAUCUUCUUGAAGCUAGCCUCGCUGGGGAUAUACUUGUAUUUUGUCUUCACAGCAACACAUGAGCAAUGUGCAGAGAAUCAGUUUGGAAGAGAAAUGUACAAGCUCUGUAUCUUCAACUUCCUCGCCACUUUCUGCAACGCCUUCCUGGUCGACUACCCCAGGAAGUUGGUGCGAGAGAAGUUCCCCUCCUCCUUGGUGGCCCGGCUAUCAGGGAAGCAACACUUCUUGGUGCCCUUUAACGUGCUGGACCUCGUGUACGCUCAAACCGUUUCCUGGGUGGGCGUCUACUUCUGUCCUCUGCUGCCUCUGAUAGGAACGCUCACGCUGAUGGCGACCUUCUACAUCAAGAAGUUCACAGUCCUGCGCUGCUGUGUGGCAGAAAAGAGGAUGUUUCGAGCCUCCAACGCCUCCGUUUUGUUCCACUUCAUGCUACUACUCGGCCUCACCAUGGCCGCGGCCACGCUGGGCGUCACACUCGACCAGCAACAACCCCCUGUGGACGAGACCACAUUAUUGCAGAAUUCCCCUUGUGGCCCAUUUGGGAAUGGACAAAGUGUAUUUAAUGUGACGGGAGUGUGUGUGGAAAGUGUCCCAGGCCUCGCACAAACCGCACUGCGCUACCUGGCCUCUGAGGCCUUCGCCCUGCCUCUCAUACUUGCCGAGAUCGUCAUCCUAACAUCCUAUGUGUCACGAAGACGAGCCAAUCAGAAGAGCAUCGAGAGACUGAAAGAGAUGCUGGUCAUGAGCAGCUCAGAUAAGCGAUUCCUGGUGAAAAAGCACACCACAAUGCUCCGACGUCAAAACACCCCGCUCUCCAGGCACGAAGGGGCAACGCCCUCUCGACACACUUAAGGCUUUCCUUCCAUUGUAGCUGUAAACAUC